Plenodomus lingam JN3 is the source of this 225-nucleotide messenger RNA. NCBI's taxonomy places the organism in Eukaryota, Fungi, Ascomycota, Dothideomycetes, Pleosporales, Leptosphaeriaceae. The record is from RefSeq and is a predicted model, not a curated record.
AUGUACCGAGAAGGCCGAGAUCGCAGGUACACAGUUCCCAACACAGUUAGCACCCGGUAUAAUACACGGAACUGCCCGGCAUCCGAGCCAAUCAUCCACCCCUGCAGUUACCAUACAAGACCAGCUGUACCAGCACAAAUGGAGACCCCAUCGGCCCCACUUCCUUCCCCGGACUCGACUCCGAUCGUCUCACCGUGCAUGGCGCUAGGCCUCGUUCAGCCCUAG